This is a messenger RNA of Tremella mesenterica DSM 1558, 1417 nucleotides long. RefSeq lists its product as uncharacterized. The transcript has 7 exons. Gene Ontology annotation, molecular function: small GTPase binding; actin binding. The record is from RefSeq and is a predicted model, not a curated record. The coding region runs from base 38 to 1417 and encodes 459 amino acids. Lineage: Eukaryota; Fungi; Basidiomycota; Tremellomycetes; Tremellales; Tremellaceae. Gene Ontology annotation, biological process: actin filament organization; regulation of Rho protein signal transduction.
CAGUAUCGAGGUAGGCUAGGAAACGAGACGAGAUAAGAUGGCACCUACCCCUCUGCUCUCAGCGGACGACAAGGUCAAAGUCAAGAAAGCGAUACCUACUUCUGGGUCAAGUAACAAGAUCGUCACUGCCGCAGUGGCCAGGGUGUAUACCGCCAAGGAAGGAGCUAGGACAUGGACAUACGCCAAUGCGGAAGGAGCUUUGGUGUUCUGUGCUGAUAAGUCGAAAGGGGGAUUAUGGUUUCGAGUGGUGGAUCUUUCGAGCUCCAGAGGGGUGAUAUGGGAACACGAAUUACCCAACGAGAUCGAAUACAAUCAAGAAAAACCUUUCUUCCAUUCAUGGCAAGGAGAUUCCACCAGUAUAGCCUUCGUCUUUGCUUCUGAAGCUGAAGCUGGGGACUUUUACAAGAAAGUCGCCAAUAGGUCAAAAUACGCCACAAAGGUGAAAGAAGAGAAGAAGGAGAAAGAGAAAACGCCCACAAAGAAGAAGAAGGGCGGUAAAAUCGACAAAUCGCAGAUCUCUGGACCGUCCGCUGGCUCAUUCAAACAUCUCGCUCAUAUGGGAUAUGACGCCGAAAAGGGAUUCUCAUCCGUUGGCGUUGACCCAUCAUGGCAAGCGCUCCUAGAACAGCUUUCGGCAAAGGGGAUCAGUGCCAAGGAUAUACAGAAGAAUGAGAAGUUUAUCAAAGAUUUUGUCGAGCAACAAGGAGGUAUACAAAAGGCCACCGCCACGGCUCGUAAGCCUCCUCCACCGCCUGCACCUACGUCCCGACGCAAAGCUGCUCCACCUCCUCCAGCCUCCAGAGCUCGUCCGACUUCGGUCGUAACUUCUCCUCCGCCCCCUCCGCCUCCACCCCCACCCCCGUCAUUACCACCCUCUCGAUCCCAUCCGUCUUCCACUCCCUCUGCGCCCCCACCACCACCCUCCGCACCCCCCCGCGCGACGCCGAGUGCUCCUCCACCUCCCGCUCCACCCCGCGCGACACCCGGUCCACCUCCGCCUCCGCCUCCACCGCCACCUCCCUCCGGUGGUCGUAUACCCCCUCCUCCCCCUAGAGCCCCUCCUGUCGCUUCUGGACCUCCCCCUCCCCCUCCCCCAUCUCCACCACAAGCCUCGUCACCCUCAGCACCGGCGGGGAGAUCUGCACUUCUGGCCAGUAUCCAAGGUCAAGGCAUUCACGCUCUCAGGAAGGUCGAUCCGGACCAACAACACGUCUCUCCUCUCGCUGGAGGAUCAGCCGUCGCGGCAGGAGCAGGUGCGGCCGUGGUAGGUGCCGGAGCGGCUGCGGCGGUGGCUUCUGCUGCUGGACCCGAAGAUGGACCCGAUCUAGCUAGUAGUCUGGCUGCCGCUCUGGCACGGAGGAAGGGUGAUUUAGGGGAUAGUGAUGAAGAAGAGGAGAGCGAAGGGGAAUGGGAUUGA